AUGUCGACCUCCCAAAUCUCCUCCGCCGCCCAACGCGCCUUCACCGCCGCCGCCGCCUACGACACCCACCGACCCUCCUACACGUCCCCCUCGGAAGCAGAUGCCUCAUCCUCCUCCUCCAAGGCCCUCCAAUUCCUCCUCGAACAGACCCGCGUCGCCGGCGUCCAGGGCGCCCACCUCCUCGACCUCGGCGCCGGCACGGGCAAAUUCACCGAGGCAUUGGCCGCGCGGCCGGAGAACUACCGGAUCACGGCGGCGGAACCGCACGCGCAGAUGAGGGAGGUUUUGGUGAAGAAGGAUCUGCCGGGUGUGACGGUGAUCGAGGGCGGAGCAGAGGAUCUGAAGGGGUUCGUGGACGAGGAGAGUGUUGAUGCGGUCUUUGCGGCUCAGGUAUGGUUUUUGUCGAUUUGGGCCUUCCACUGGUUCGCAACCCCGCUGGCCCUGCACGAGAUCCACCGCGUCCUCCAACCCCACGGCGUCCUCGGCCUGAUCUGGAACGCGGAAGACUACAACAGCCCGCGCACGCACGCCGCGACCGAACCCUGGCUCGGCAAACUCCAAGACCUCCUGUACUCCUGCGAACCCGACGCCCGAAAUCCAUCCCAGGAAGACGACCAUCCCCGGUUCCGUCACAUGCGCUGGCGCGAAGUCUUCGACGACGCGCAGAUCCGGGCCAACCCUUUCAAAUUGAUGAGCGGUGCGGCCUCGCAAUUGUUUGCGCUGCCCCUGGGCGAGUAUAAGGAGCAUUUCGAACAUUUCCUGACCGAAGAGGAGUUGUGGGGGAGAUUCUCGUCUUUGGGACAUAUCGCUGAGAUGGGAGGGGAAGAGAAGCAGCGCGUCCAUCAAGCUUUCCUCAAGAUCCUGGAGGAUCCCUCGGCGGAGAAGGAUGCUCAGGGUCGAUUGACGGUUCACGGCGAUAUUCAUAUCUAUUGGACUUCGAAGAUCCCAUCGGAAGGUCGCUCGACGUUGUUCAGUGUGGAGCGUUCUUGA
Messenger RNA from Dissoconium aciculare CBS 342.82, 990 nucleotides. RefSeq names its product S-adenosyl-L-methionine-dependent methyltransferase. The coding region runs from base 1 to 990 and encodes 329 amino acids. The transcript has 4 exons. Lineage: Eukaryota; Fungi; Ascomycota; Dothideomycetes; Mycosphaerellales; Dissoconiaceae. The record is from RefSeq and is a predicted model, not a curated record. Gene Ontology annotation, molecular function: S-adenosylmethionine-dependent methyltransferase activity.